AUGAAAGUUGGUUGGUGUCUGAUGUGCGCAGUAAUUUUACAUACUGUGGUCAAUUUUAUUGGGAACCAAUAAACCCUACUGUGUGGUUUUGAAGUGGAUCCAAGUCUUCAGCUUCCUCUGUUCCUGGUGUUUCUCCUCAUCUAUCUUAUAACUCUGACUGGGAACCUUCUCAUCCUUCUCCUGAUCUUCACUGAUUCCCAUCUUCACACCCCCAUGUACUUCUUCCUUGGAACCCUGGCAUGUCUGGAUAUGAGUUACUCCUCAGUCACUGUCCCAAGAAUGCUCUUUGAUUUACUCACAGGUAGAAGGGUCAUUUCUGUGCAACACUGUAUAACUCAGAUCUACUUCUUUCUCUUUUUUGCUGUAUCAGAGAUGUCUGUGCUGGCAGUGAUGUCCUAUGACAGAUACAUUGCCAUCUGCCGCCCUCUUCACUACAUGCAGAUAAUGAGCUGGGAAGUUUGUGUUCAGCUUGUAUCAGGCAUUUUGAGUUUUGCUUCAAUAUAUACCUUGCUGCACACUCUGUUUUUAGCCAAACUGACAUUUUGCAGGCCUGAUGCUUUGCAAAGUUUCUUUUGUGACCUGCCCCAGUUGCUUCAGAUCUCCUGUAGUGACACAUUCAUCAAUGUAUUGCUUAUAUUCCUAUCUGGGAUAUUGUAUGGAGGUGUUGCUUUAUCAGUUAUCAUUUUCCCUUAUAUCACUAUAAUCAGAACUGUUCUCAAAAUCCCAUCAAAAGCCAUGAGAUCCAAAGCUUUCUCCACCUGCUCCUCCCAUCUAACUGUGGUCUUUAUAUUUUACAGUACUAUUAUCUUCAAUUACUUCCGCCCAAAUGCAAAGUAUCAUUUGACAGAGGACAAAGUGGCUUCUAUAUUUUAUUCAACAUUAACCCCAUUUUUAAAUCCUCUGAUCUACAGUCUGAGGAACCAGGAACUCAAAACCUCAUUGAGAAGAAUGUUACAGACUGUAAAUUUUUCAGGGGGCAAGGUUGCCCAAACUAUGUGA
Molecule: messenger RNA, 999 nt
Organism: Xenopus tropicalis (tropical clawed frog)
Lineage: Eukaryota; Metazoa; Chordata; Amphibia; Anura; Pipidae
Gene: or5ar42
Product: olfactory receptor family 5 subfamily AR member 42
Exons: 3
Biological process (GO): signal transduction; G protein-coupled receptor signaling pathway; detection of chemical stimulus involved in sensory perception of smell
Cellular component (GO): plasma membrane; membrane
Molecular function (GO): G protein-coupled receptor activity; olfactory receptor activity
Source: RefSeq, a predicted model, not a curated record